Messenger RNA from Boeremia exigua, 1926 nucleotides. RefSeq lists its product as uncharacterized. The transcript has 6 exons. NCBI's taxonomy places the organism in Eukaryota, Fungi, Ascomycota, Dothideomycetes, Pleosporales, Didymellaceae. The record is from RefSeq and is a predicted model, not a curated record. The coding region runs from base 73 to 1926 and encodes 617 amino acids.
GCAAUAUCGAGCCAGUCUAGACUCAAGCUAUGCUCUUAUAAACACAACAAGGCACCCUCUGUACUUCUACCAAUGGCGCGCGUAGCAAUCGCAGGUGGCCUCGGUAAAUUCGGCCGUACACUCGUCGAAGUGCUGGCUGAGCAGGGCAAGCAUGAGACUUUUACCCUUAGCAGGAAGAAGGCCGCAGAAUCCACGCCCAAUGCCCAUGUGUUGCGUGUUGACUACACCAACGUCGAAUCACUUGCGCGGAUCCUGGAGGAGAAUCGCAUUGAUACUGUGAUUAGUACGCUUGGGUACCACGGCAACGCGCUCGAAGUCGCGCAGAUAAACCUUAUCCAUGCUGCUGUAGCAAGCACAUCCACCCGUCGCUUUAUCCCGUCGGCGUUCGCCAUCGCGUACCCAGAAUCCUCUGUCAAGCAUCUCCCGACGCUGACGCACUACUUCGCUGCGAUCUCCCUGCUGAAGACGUCGCGUUUGCAGUAUACCAUUUUCCUGAACGGCUGUUUUCUGGAUUACUGGGGCAUGCCGCACAUCAAGACGCACUUGUCGCCCGCGCCGUUCGCGGUUGAUGUCCAGCACAGGCGGGCUGCGAUUCCGGGCGACGGCGAGACGAGGGUGACAUUCACGUAUAGUUUCGACGUGGCGAGAUUUGUGGUGCGGAUGCUCGACGAAGAAGAAUGGGAGGAGGUUAGCAAGGUGGCGGGCGACGUGAAGACGUGGAACGCGUUUGUGCGUACUGCUCAAGAGCUUCUUGGCGAGCCCUUCGAUGUCUCGUAUGACACGAUCAGUGACCUUGAAGAGGGGAGGUUGACGGAACUGCCGGCUCAGGUAGACUGCUAUGGAGCCAUUCCCAAGCCGCAGUUCCAAAGCUUUAUGAGCAUCUUCUCAAGGUGGACGGCGGACGAGAAUGUAAGCUUUGUGGAGGGGACGCUGAAUGAGAGAUUUCCCGAAAUUGAAUGCUUGAGUGUGGAGAACAUGUUAAAGAAAUGUUGGGUAGGCAUCUUCUACCCCGCCUCGACUCUCACAACCACAACCACAACCACAACCACAACCACAACCACACCAAACGCCAACACCACUUCGUCACUGAAGAAAUCUACCGCGCCCUUCAGGUCACGAGAAAGCAUGGCACCGCCCCGAAAGAAGCGCAAGGUCCUCAGAGACCUUGCAGACACCUCCGGCGCAAAGUUAACUGCUAUCGAUCUAACGACGCACAACUCGCAGCAAGCUUCUCCGCUCUUUCGACUGCCUGCUGAGCUUCGGAUUAAGAUCUGGAGGUAUGCGUACGACGAUAUAGAGAUCGACAUCGAACCGAAGUGUUACCACAUGAGACUCUCUGAUCCGCUUGUUCUCAGCUAUAGCCCGAGGAGUGACAGUAUCGGCAAUCCCCCGGGCUUCGUGUGCAAGCAGCACUGGAUCGAGACAUCUGCGUAUGCUCUCGCGAGAUGCACCUUCCACUUUUGUGACCCAGUCAUUUUCUACGCAUUUGUGAAGUCUGGCGACCCUAUCGUCCCUCACGUACAAAGAGUCUCGAUCGACUUUGAGUUGAGCGAUGAAGAGUCGUCCGAUACCGCAAAGAAAUGGGCAAAGGUGCUCUCGCUCAAGUCUCUUGUAGGGAAGUUGAAGAGCCUGGAAGGAGUGGCCUUGGAAAUGGAUCUUUAUGUGGGGGAGGAAGAUCAAGAUGCAAUUGAGGAUAUGAUGGCUUCCUGGGAUUAUCGGGGACUGCCCGCGAUCAUUAGAUACUUCCAGCAGCACAAGUUGAAGGAAGAACGUACCUUCGUUGACGCCCGUCACCAACUCAUCGCCUUCGGGCUCGAGGAUACCAACGUUCCCGCCGACUGCUGGGUCAAGAACGUAGCUCGCAUGCACCUGCUAGACUACCAAGGAGACAUAUAUGCUAGAAACAGGUAUCUUCUCAAGGAAUGA